This is a messenger RNA of Prunus armeniaca (apricot), 1527 nucleotides long. The record is from the annotation of a GenBank genome assembly. Lineage: Eukaryota; Viridiplantae; Streptophyta; Magnoliopsida; Rosales; Rosaceae.
AUGUUCAACAAUGUUGAUCUCUCUGUUUCCUCAUAUGAUACCUCUUGGGUGGCCAUGGUCCCUUCUCCGAAUUCCCUGAAGGAUCCUUUUUUACCUGAAUGCCUAAAUUGGUUAUUGGGUAACCAACACCAUGAUGGUUCAUGGGGUAAUUUCCGUCCCUUGUUAAAAAAGGAUGCUCUCUUAUCUACUUUAGCAUGUAUCCUUGCACUAAACCGAUGGAGCGUUGGUCAAGAACAAAUUAACAAGGGGCUACAUUUCUUUGAGUCAAAUUUAGCUUCAGCUGCAGAUGAAGAGCAACAAUCGCCUGUUGGAUUUGAUAUAUUUCCUUCUAUGAUUGAAUCUGCAAUGAAUUUGGAUAUGAAUCUUCCCCUGCGAGGAUCAACCCUAGACGCUAUAUUUCACAGGAGAGACUUGAGCUUCAAAGGUUAUGGAAGCAACUCAGAGGGAUGGAGAGCCUUCCUAGCAUAUACUUCAGAAGGAAAUGGAAAGUUUCAGGAUUGGGAGACGGCCAUGAAGUAUCAACAGAAGAACGGAUCCUUGUUUAAUUCCCCAUCAACCACAGCUGCUGCUUUUACUCAACUUAAGAAUCCCAGUUGUCUUACGUAUUUAUGCACACUCUUAGAAAAGUUUGGGAAUGCAGUCCCAACAAUUUAUCCUCUAGAUAACUAUGCUCGCCUUACUAUGAUAUCCAGUCUUGAAAGUUUGGGUAUUGAUCGACAUUUCAGGGCGGAAAUUACAGGUGUACUGGAUGAAACAUACAGAUUCUGGCUGCAGGGAGAUGAAGAUAUAUUUUCAGAUGCUGCCACUUGUGCAAUGGCAUUUCGACUCUUACGUGUUAAUGGAUAUGAUGUUUCUGCAGAAGAUUGCUUCUUCAAUUCCCUUGGAGGAUACUUGAGGGAUGUUGGCGCUGCGUUAGAAUCGUUUAGAGCUUCAGAAAUCACCCUACAUCCUCAUGAAUCAGUUCUGGAGAAAAUAAAUUACUGGAUGCGUCGCUUCCUGAAACAAGAAUUAUCCUCUAAUUUAAUUCAAGCGCAUAGACUCAAUAAGCAUAUUGGCCAAGAGGUGGAUCAUGCUGUUAAGUGUCCUUACCAUGCAAACUUGGGUCGGUCGUCAAUCAGGAAAGUUAUAAAGCAUUACAACGCAGAUAGUACAAGGAUUCUAAAAUCUUCUUACAGCCUCUUCCCUCCCGAACUAUCAGACGCCCGCAUGUCAUGGGCCAAAAGUGCAUUUCUCACAACUGUGGUUGAUGACUUCUUUGACAUCGGAGGUUUGGCAGAGGAACUGGUAAACCUUAUACAAUUGGUCGAGAAGUGGGAUGUGAAUGCAAGUGUUGAUUGUUGUUCUGAGCACGUUCAAAUUAUAUUCUCAGCAGUUAGGAGCAUAAUUAGUGAGAUUGGAGUCGAAGCUUUCAAAUGGCAAGGACGCAGUGUGACAAAUCAUGUAAUUGAGAUUAUAGAGGUGGAAUGGUGGAUGAUGGGUGAAGGUGAGGACCUUCAGCAUAUGUGUGAAGAUUUGGGCAAGCAAUAA